Molecule: messenger RNA, 3999 nt
Organism: Phytophthora sojae
Lineage: Eukaryota; Oomycota; Peronosporomycetes; Peronosporales; Peronosporaceae
Exons: 4
Coding region: 1-3855 (1284 amino acids)
Source: RefSeq, a predicted model, not a curated record
AUGGCAGAACCAGCGAAUAUUUGGAUGGAGACCACGACAAGAGCAUUUUCGACAGAGGUACCCAUGCAGGUUGGCUACAAGCAGCCAAGGUACUACGUUCGCAAGUGCUUCGCCAAGUAUUACAAGUUGGUCAAGUUCCUUCUCGAGGUGAAACGUGUUAGGGCUGUGGCGAUCACAGGAUCACCAGGGGUUGGCAAGUCUCUCUUCUACGCAUACUUCUUGCAGCGCUACAGCUUCGAGAACAAGGACACCACGAUCAUCUCGGCCUCCUUUGCGGAACAUGGCCCAAACUCAAUCAGGGACCAAGUUGUCGUGUGGAAAAAUGGUGAAGUGCUUGGCGUUGCGAAGGACGUCAACUCGGCCAUGGACGCUCUUAUCGUGAAAAGCAAGAAACAAGCGGGUGGAAAACUGUUUUACCUUAUGGUCGCGAAGGACCAGUCUCAACGGAAGCUUUUCAUGCCGCUGUGGGAUCUUGACGAGCUCCGAACUGCCGCCGAAGAGCUAAGGCUCGAGAUGAAUACUAUGGAUACCCGCUUCAAUCGCGAGGAGGGGUCCAAGGACGAUGGUUUCAUCAUGGAUCGAGUCGAGCAGUGCUAUCAGUUCUUUGGCGGUGUUGCUCGUGAAUGUCUAUCCACGGACGAAUGGUUCGUGAAUAAGCGUAGGUUUGAGAUUAAGGGGUAUCUCGACCAGAUUGAAGGUGUCGACAACCUGCGGAGCCUCUUUAACAAAAAGGAGAGAGGGGAGCAGGUCGCUGUGUCGUACCGCCAGCCAGCCAUGUACCGCAACGACAAGCAGGCGCUCAUGAAGCACGAGGACUACGAGCUGCACGCCACGCCCGCCACGGGCGCCAACGACGGCGGCGCCGGCUUCUACCCGCAGGAGGGCCGCCCCGUGGGCCAGCAGGGCUACGUGGACCCGCGCGGGCCGGCGCUGCCGCCCAUGAACGUGUCGGACGCCGUGGGCGUGGGCGGCCAGCGUGACAACAUCAUCUCGGUGCACGGCUACAUGCACAAACAGGGCAAGCGCACGAUCAAGGGCCCGAUCCACAAGAGCUGGAAGCGCCGCUACUUCGCGCUGGAGAAGGCCAAGAUCUACUACUUCCACUCGCACCUCGAGUGCCGCCAGUACUUCACGACGCGCAACGCCGACCUGGUGGUGGGCGCCAUCGAGCUCAAGGACGCGCUGCAGCUGCGCCCCUGCGCGCGCCUGGACCUGCCGCACAAGGGCUUCGAGGUGCACACCAAGCGCCGCGUGUGGGUCCUGUGUCCCGAGACGGACGAGGAGUACCGCAUGUGGUUCCAGGGCGUCGAGCGCGCCAUCGUGGCCAACGGCGCCGGCAACAUCAUCGAGCGCAAGCUGCCCAACGUCCGCAAGUACCUGAUGAAGGGCAACCAGACGUACCGCUUCUUCUACUUCCUGUUCCUGAUCGCGGGUAUCGUCGAGCUGCUGGCCAUUGUCUUCUGGUUCAUCAUCGGUCUGGAGCCCUGUGACGCGUCGCGCCUCGACACCGACUGCGCCACCAUCAUGAAGACGACGCUGAUUUCGCUGCGGUGCUCGGACAAGCCCUUCAGCGGCUGGUUCACGCCCCCUCAGUGGUAUCUGGAGGUCGCCGACGUGACGGAAGUGGUCUGCUGGCACGACCCGCCCAUCCCGCAGUGGGUCUCGUACUUCGCCAUGCUGUUCGCUGAGGUGCUGACGUUCGCUCUGGGUGUUCUCUACUACCUCGGCAUGUGGAAGCCCGUGCGUCGUGGCGCCCACUACUUCGACGAGUUUGAGCCGCCUGUGCCCGAUGAGCUCUGGCCCAAGGUGGACGUGCUGCUGUGCCACUACUCCGAGCCGGCUGAAGAGACCAUCGACACGCUCAUGGCCUGCAUGAACCUCCAGUACCCGCCCCACCUUCUUCAGAUCUGGGUGUGUGAUGAUGGCUACUGCAAGUCCAAGUGGUCGAAGGGCAACCCCGUUCCCACGGUGGAGCUGAACAAGGGUAUCCUGGAAACUGCCGGGGACCUCCGACAGGAAGUGGCUCAGUUCAUGUACGACCGCGUGUGUGACCCGAACGAGGAGAUGGAGGUGUACGCGUGGCGUAAGCUUCACUCGUCCGCCAACUUGCCGUCUCCAUCCCGUCCUAGGGUGGUGAACCGUCUCGACUGUGCCGUCGGUUCGUUCCGCGACGACUACCGCUACCCCGGUCUGCCGCACGUGACUUUCAUCGGACGUGUCAAGCCCGAGACGCACUUCUCGAAGGCCGGUAACAUCAACAACUGCCUGUACAACGAGGGUGCCAACGGCCGCUACCUGAUCAUUCUGGAUACGGACAUGCAGCCUCACCCGAAGUUCGUCUUGGCUACGCUGCCCUUCUUCUUCGACGACGAGGACCGUCAGGACAAGGCCAAGUACAUUUGCUGCGGUAUUGGUUGCAACGCCGUGGCCAAGCUGUGCUGCGCCUCCUGUCAGAUCGCCGGUGUUCCUGAGGAGCAGAUCAGCUACUGCUCGAAGGAUUGUUUCGAAAACGCCAUGCACGUCCAGAGCGCGGUCCACCGCCGCCAGGUUAACGGCACCAUGAGCGACACUCGUCAGAGCAAGAUCGACAUGCGCUGCAUGAACUGUGACGCGAAGCUGGGCAAGACUGGCGUCUGCCGCAAGUGCAACCCCGGCAACAGCGAGGGUGAGGACGUGUCGUCUCUCCACACGUACUCGGACGAUGUUCGUGACAAUGCGGUGGCGUUUGUGCAGACUCCUCAGUACUUCCGUGACUGCAUCCAGUUGCAGAUCGGUGAUCCGAUGGGCCACCGUAACGCUACGUUCUACGACGCUAUCCAGACCGGUCAGGAUGGUUACGACUGUGCCUCGUUUGCCGGCACGAACGCCAUGUUCCGUCGUGAGGCUCUGGACUCUAUUGGCGGCAUCCAGUACGGUAGUCUGACGGAGGAUUGCUACACCGGCCAGGUACUGUGCUCCAUGGGCUGGAAGGCGCAGUACUUCCGCAAGGACUUCGAGGGUGAGCCGUCGGAGCGUAUUCGUCUGGCUGAAGGACUGAUCCCCGACUCGGUUGCUGGCUCGCUCGCUCAGCGUAAGCGUUGGGCCAAGGGUAACUUCCAGAUCGCGCUCAUGAACAAGAAGACGCAGUACUUCGACCCCGAGUGGAAGAUGCCGGAGGUGCAGGUCCCGUCGUACCGCAAGCCAAACAACUUCAUGCGUCGCGUGUUCUACUUCAACUCGACGCUGUACCCGCUCGGCUCGAUCACGGCCAUCCUGUUCUACUACAUCACGAUCUACUUCCUGUUCUCGGGCUACGCUCCGAUUUACAUGGCUGGUGCUCGUCUCGUGUACGCUCUGGUGCCCAAGCUGUUCGUGCAGGGCGUGCUGUCGGCGCUGAGCAACCGUACCGUGGACAACAGCGAUGUCAUCCGAUCGCAGGAGGUGUGGUUCGCGUACGCGUUCACGAACUGCACGGCCGUGCUGGAGGCGUUCUGGUGGAAGAUCACGGGCAAGGAGCCCAAGUGGUUCAACACGGGUGGUGCCAGCCGUGGUUCGACCGCUGAGCUGCCCAAUGUGAUCAUCUUCUUCGCCACCGUCGUGGGUGUGCUGUGGUCGGUGGUGCGUUUCCUGGCUGGCUACAACAGCAUCCAGACGUCCCACGGCGCUUCGCUGCUGUUCGCCAGUCUGAUGAUGGGUCUGUUCAUCGCCGUGAAGCUGGCGCCGAGCGUUCGCAUGAGCAUCCAGGAGUACUUUGGCUGGAGCUACGAGAGUCUGACGGACCAGGGCAACGUGGUGGGCUCCAUCUCCAUCGCGUUCGGACUCGUCUUCAUCACGCUAUGGGUCUGGAUCGAGCAGCCCACGUCCAACCCCUUCUAAGCGAGGGAGACCGCGUAGCUAGGCAGGGCCUUAGGCCAGGUCCCAGUCACAGAGACCAAGGAUGUCGCAUCGGAGCUCAAGGGCGUUCUCCGCUUGCUAUUCAUGCUUACGUGCUUGAUUUUCAAUAUAUUUUUUCCAACCUUC